Otolemur garnettii (small-eared galago) is the source of this 1022-nucleotide messenger RNA. It is a transcript of the gene GID4, whose product is annotated as GID complex subunit 4 homolog. The coding region runs from base 285 to 938 and encodes 217 amino acids. NCBI's taxonomy places the organism in Eukaryota, Metazoa, Chordata, Mammalia, Primates, Galagidae. The record is from RefSeq and is a predicted model, not a curated record. The transcript is spliced from 6 exons. Gene Ontology annotation, cellular component: GID complex; extrinsic component of membrane. Gene Ontology annotation, biological process: negative regulation of gluconeogenesis; proteasome-mediated ubiquitin-dependent protein catabolic process; protein catabolic process in the vacuole.
UGGUGUGUGUGUGAGUGUGUGAGUGUGUGAGUGUGAGUCUGUGUGCGAGGGCAAGUGGGGAGGGGGAUCCAGCUCAGGACCGGGAGGCCCUGCUCGCAGGUCUUGGGGCCCCGGUGACGGCCGGAGCGCUUGGUCCGCAGGCAGCGGGCAGGUGGUCCCCCCUCCUGCCCCCACCCGGCGCGUGCGCGCCCCAGCCUCUGCCUCCCCGCCACCCUCUCGGCUCCCGCGCGGCGGCGGCGGUUCCUCUCCCCCUUCCUCCAGCCCUGGCUCCGGGGGACCCCGCGAUGCCGGUCCGCACCGAGUGUCCCCCACCGGCCGGUGCCUCGGCUGCCUCCGCGGCCUCACUCAUCCCGCCACCGCCCAUCAACACCCAGCAGCCCGGCGUGGCCACCAGCCUGCUCUACAGCGGCUCCAAGUUCCGCGGCCACCAGAAGAGCAAGGGGAACUCGUACGACGUAGAGGUGGUGCUGCAGCAUGUGGACACAGGGAACUCUUACCUUUGUGGGUACCUGAAGAUUAAAGGCCUUACUGAGGAGUACCCAACGCUUACAACCUUCUUUGAAGGAGAAAUAAUCAGCAAAAAACACCCUUUCUUGACUCGAAAGUGGGAUGCAGAUGAAGACGUUGAUCGGAAACACUGGGGAAAGUUUCUGGCUUUUUAUCAAUAUGCAAAAUCGUUUAACUCAGAUGACUUUGAUUAUGAAGAGCUGAAGAACGGGGACUAUGUCUUCAUGAGAUGGAAGGAACAGUUCCUGGUUCCAGACCACACAAUCAAAGACAUCAGCGGUGCUUCCUUUGCUGGGUUCUACUACAUCUGCUUUCAGAAGUCAGCAGCCUCCAUAGAGGGCUACUACUAUCAUAGGAGUUCAGAAUGGUAUCAGUCUCUCAAUCUAACCCAUGUCCCUGAACACAGCGCACCUAUCUAUGAAUUCCGGUGACAGCGGUUCAGAACAGCAACCAAAUAAAACUGAACUUGGCAAAAAUGAACUUUGCUGAGAAAGUUGUGUACCUGCCAGAACCAG